CUGUGGUCCACGAAAAAUACGUGCUCCGGGUGUCAUCAUGAACCUCGUUAUAGAUGAUCAACACCGGUUUCGAGUCCCCCACAAAUUGAUCAUCAGGGCAGGCAUCAAUAAAAGGGUAGGACCUUGGAAUGCGUGUUAUUUUUUCCCGCGCGACCGCCUUGGGCUGAUCAUGCAGCUCGCGAAACGCGUAUCAUUUUCCCGCGCGUCCGCCGGCGGCGGGUUGUUUGUCACUUUACUCGGGUGUAAGAAAUUACAAACAUUUGGCCUUGUCGCCAUCUUUGCUGCAUUUUGUGUGUUGCGGCGGACGCGUGGUAUUGCCGGUUCUGGGCUGCAUGGAUUCGAAGAGGGCUGAGGGCUGUACAUCAAGACAAGACCAAAUAAGAUUCUCUUGUUGCCAUUGCUCUCUGUAUUUUGGUACUCAACGUGACGCUUCAAAACAUGCGAGGCAACAUUCUGGAAAUCCCUAUUUUCGCAUAGUAUGUCCAAUCUGCAAACGUUUUUUUACAUCUGUUCCGGGCUGGAGUAGGCACUUGAAAACCCAUAAUAUUCCAGAAGAUACCGAGACAUCGAGAUCACACGUGGUGGACACAGACUCCAGGACUAGUGAGUCUGUUGACGAAGAUAAUACAAGGCAUCCUAGUGCAGCUGAGAGUGAGACAGGCCCAAUUUAUGACUCCCGUAAGGAGCUGGCUUCCUUGAUUGUUCGCCUGAGGGCCAAAAAUGUUAUUGAAAGCUCAUGCCGGGAUGUGCUAGAUUUUGUCCAUUCAUUUACUACUAGUGCAAUCAAAGAGUAUGAAGAGGGAAAAGGCACAGAACAUGAAGAACGUGGAAGCAGUGGAUGCUCAGAACCUGACGUACCAUGCCUGAAGAACUGCGCGAAGCUGUUGGGUAAUGAUCAUCUUGAAGCGACAGCUCUGAAAGAAUUUGAUAUUGUUGAACCGGAGACCAUUGUUCUUGGCAAAGAUGAGAAGGGCAAAGAACACUCUUAUCAGUUCAUAUCACUGAAGGAUCAGCUGAGUUCCCGCAUCAGAACUCUUUCAUCUGAAGAUGUUCUAUCGCCCUCCGAUGAUCCAGAUGAGCUGAAGGGGCUGCAAGAUGGGACAGCUCAUCGCACUGUAGAGAAUGACACGCUCUCCCUCGUUCUGUAUUAUGAUGGAUUCCAGGCAGGAAAUCCCCUAGGGAACAAGGCGAAAGAACAGACACUCGGAGGUAUUUAUUGUAGCAUUGGAAACGUUCGAUCCCAAGGGAAAUUGGAUGACAUUUUUUGUGUGCUUCUGUUCGAGGAACAACUUCUUGAGAAAUACACGUGGACUGAGAUUCUCGAGAUUCUCGAUGCGCGUCCACGUGGACACGUGGACUCAGUAUCUAUAAAGAUUGGAUGGUGGUUGGUGGCGCUUUGGCUCCCUCAUUGCAUGAUAAUGUUCUUACCAGUUUUUAGUUUGUGGUAGGAUAAUGAAAAAUAUAAACGAAACGUCGGAUUGUCUUUUGAAAAAAAAACGAGCUAUUGUGUGUGCAGUUUGUAUUUUACGGCAUGACAGUGUUGCAUUGGUAACUGACAUGCGUGUCUAUGUGUGUCUGUGUGUUUUAGAAGCUGCGCUGGAGCAUCUCCUCAUCGAACUUCGCGAGGAAGACGCUCUUUACGCGGCACCGACGGCCGGAGGUCCAAUGGUUAUAUGGCGUGAUGCCCUCUGGGUCGAGGGAGAGAAGGUAGCUGAUUUUGAGAUACUGAACAAGAUCGACCAGUUCCUCACAUGGGGUGCUGCGUUCUCGGUGUUCGCUCAAAAGCCGACCAAGAAAAGCACGCGGUGCUCCGCAUACCUGGCAACCGUUAUGGUUCUCCAAACAGACGUGCUGAAGCCCCCGAAAGGCCUGGAGCGUAUCACUCAGUAAGCGUCAAGCUCAGUAGAUUCGUGUCGCCUGACUGUCCAUCUGAGGCCCGACUGAGUCGGGUAAGACUUACCUUUUUCCGUCUUGCGGAACUUCUUCACUGUCAGUGGGCCGAGAUAGUCGUGUGUUGAAAGGUCGUCUCAUGUCGACUCUCGCCUCUGGCAGGUCAGCCAUCCUGGGUAGCUGAGGGGUGGCUCUGCGGUUGCGGCAGAACGCACACUUCUGUUGACACACUUCUG
Amphibalanus amphitrite is the source of this 2126-nucleotide messenger RNA. RefSeq lists its product as uncharacterized. The record is from RefSeq and is a predicted model, not a curated record. The transcript has 2 exons. Bases 333 to 1448 code for a protein of 371 amino acids. NCBI's taxonomy places the organism in Eukaryota, Metazoa, Arthropoda, Thecostraca, Balanomorpha, Balanidae.